Messenger RNA from Ichthyophthirius multifiliis, 873 nucleotides. RefSeq lists its product as hypothetical. The record is from RefSeq and is a predicted model, not a curated record. NCBI's taxonomy places the organism in Eukaryota, Ciliophora, Oligohymenophorea, Hymenostomatida. Gene Ontology annotation, biological process: signal transduction. Gene Ontology annotation, molecular function: 3',5'-cyclic-nucleotide phosphodiesterase activity. The transcript has a single exon.
AUGUAAUGUUGCCAUAUGUUAGCUAAUUGCCAAAAAGUGAAAUAAAUACUAAAAAAUUUAGAAUCUUUUGCACUUAUAUUUUCUGGAUUAUGUCAUGAUGUGGGACAUACAGGCAAAAAUAAUAAUUUUGAAAUCGCCGUAUUAUCCAAAUUGGCGAUAAGAUACCAUGAUAAAUCAGUUUUGGAAUAACACCAUUUGGCCAAAACAUUUAAAAUAAUGAAAAGAUAAUAAUGUAAUGUACUGGGAGGGUUGAAUACGUUAUAAUACGCCAAUGUAAGGCGAUAAAUGGUGUCUAACAUUUUAUAGACGGACAUAAAAUAGCAUUUUAAGCUUCUUUAAGACUUCGAAAUAUACUGGAAAAACGCCGGAGAUAAAGUAACAGAAAUAAUGAAUAAAGAAAAUAAUGAAAAUGAAAUAGAAUUAUUAACUGGAAUGAUCAUUCAUACAGCCGAUUUCACUGGAGCAUCGAAAAAAUUCCCUUUGUCAAAACAAUGGUCAGAAAAAAUAAAUUAAGAGUUUUUUAUGUAAUAUUAAGAAGAAGGACUUAGAGGAGUUUCAUAAACAGCCUUUAUGAAAGAUUUAGAUUAAUUACCAAUUAUGUCAAAAGCCGAAAAAAGUUUUUUAAAUGUAAUAGUAUUGCCUUUAUGGUAGAAUUUGAAUGACUUUUAUGAAGGAGAACUGUAAGUUAAUAUUAAUAAUUUAAAUAAUUCCAUCGAAUAAUGGGAAUAUUUAUCGAAAAAUACUGGAAUGCUUAAUGAAAACAGUGGAAUACUUAAUGUUUCAAUUACUUAAGAUAAAAAAGAAGCUUAUUAAUAGUUGAAUAAACUUGAAGAAGUGCCAGAAGAAGAAGAAAAAUCCUAAGAUAAAAUUUGA